This is a messenger RNA of Annulohypoxylon truncatum, 2674 nucleotides long. RefSeq lists its product as uncharacterized. The transcript is spliced from 2 exons. Lineage: Eukaryota; Fungi; Ascomycota; Sordariomycetes; Xylariales; Hypoxylaceae. The coding region runs from base 492 to 2441 and encodes 649 amino acids. The record is from RefSeq and is a predicted model, not a curated record.
AUUACCUAAUCAUUCAAUCAAUUUAACAAACCUGAUCUAACAGGUCUACCUAACUUUUCAUCGACAAUCAUCAAUCAUAUUUCAGUACGGAUUUCUUCCGCAAAUAGGUAGACCCGUGUCCAACGCUAAAAGCACCCCUCGUCAUAUCCUCCCGUCACUCUUCCAUUAUUAUUCUUUGGCCCUAUUUUCUUUCGUCCAGGUCAUUACUCCUGCGUUAGUACAUCACCUGCGCACCCCUCAAAGUACCUAUUUAUCGACUUUAUCGACUCCUGCCUUAUCAAGCCACCAAUCCAACCAACCAAGCAGCCAGCCAGCCAGCCAACCCACUCUCUAUCUCGAGCUCGCCGGCCAGUACAUCACGGUACAUAUAAUUCAUCCACUCAAAGGGUUUGUUGCUCAAGCUGCAGCAAAUCUUCCAAAAAGGCAGACUUACAUUAAAGUCACUUAUAUGUUGUAUUCUCAACAUCGACAAUCCAUGAAAAUCUGCCCCGAUGGCUGAUCAAUGUAUUGUCUGUCUAGAAACUCUAGACGUCCAAUCGUCGCCGCCGCUUUCGCAAUUGCACGAACCUCCCGAAGACGAUCUCCCACAGACCUCGUCGUCCGCUGCAGGCGAAGCAAAUGCAAAUGCGCCGGCACGACUAUCGUCAAAGUCUCCGCUAGGCAUCCACUCCGCCGGCGAAGACAAUAACAUUGCCAUCAUCCAUAUUUGUGGUCAUGCUUUACAUGACGCUUGCUUGCGAGAGUGGACGGGAAAGGCAAAUAGCUGUCCCAUCUGCCGCCAAGCAUUCCAUCUGGUGCAUGUAUACGAUAAAGUUGGAGGUACCCAGCUAUCAUCUUAUAAGGUAGAGGAUAAGAAACAGGUAGCUGAAUUCGACCCGCAAGCAUGGUUGGAUGACAAUCCAGAGGUAGAAGAGGAAACGAGGCCUUGUCCCAUCUGCGACCGAGCUGACCACGAGGAUGUCCUCCUCCUCUGCGACAGCUGCGAUGCACCAUAUCACACAUUCUGCGUCGGCCUUGACAGCGUCCCUCGAGGGCACUGGUUCUGCCUGGAGUGUGCUGAUACUGGUGCCGAGCUCCUGGCUUCCGAGCUCCACGAUGAAGACGCGAUAGCUGGCUUCUCAGAUGGACAUUCCGAUUACUUGCCUCGUACCCAGGCUACCAUGCGCCGGGCUAGGCAGCACGCUCGUUCAAACGACUGGCAAGGUGCCUGGGGUCAAAUUGCAGGCCGAGUCUGGGAUGCAUUGAAUCUCGACCUGGACAAUCACGACGAUGACGAUGCGCUACACAAUUACCGACGAUCGCAACAGAGGAGAGAACGAGACCGCCGCGAGUACCAAAGGUGGCAACAACGGCUCAACAUUGCUAGCCGUCUCGGAGCUCGUGAGGUAUUUGUGAGCAAUAUCUCGAAUGUCCUACCUCAGCCCGUUGCGCAACAACCAUCGCCACCACCUCCGCCUCCACCUGAAGAAACGCCUGAAGAGAAGGAGGCAUGGGGCGCGCUGGAAAAGGCUAUGGAGGUCGAGGUUACUAAUCUCAACCCCCAAGCCUCAAACCAUCGAAAGAGGAAGUCUCGGUCGGUGACUGCAUCUCCAGUUGAACCACCUCAGCAACCAGAGCGUAAGCUAAAACGACCACGUACGAGAAGGGCGCCCGGAAUAGAAGCAGCUUCUUCGUCCGGCCAACCAUUGAUACAGACAAACCAGUCUACGUCGGACGGAGCCAACCCAAAUUCUAUGUCGCCCGUUCAAGGGAGCAGCGAAGCACCUUCUUUCCUUUCUUCGCUGCUAAAAGAAGUCGAAAUGAGUGCGCCUUCUGAUGAUGAGAACAUUCGGCCGAUCUUCAACUUUUCCACCAAAGCAGCACCCAAUCCGUCAUCACCGGCCUCACCUUCUCCUUCGGCCCACAGUAGUCCUCGAGCUCUCUCUGCCACACCGCCGCCACGAACCAUCGGCGAUCGUCCCGGCUCGCCACUCACACUUAGCUCACAUAUUGAGCCGAUCUACCCUCCUUCAAAUUUCCUAGCGAGCCUGAGCAAUAGCGAUCAAAGCGAUUCCGACUCAAGGUCCCGCCAUCAAUCCCGUCGCCGUCAGAAGUCCCGGGCAACCAACGGCUCCCCUGAGAUCCGGCAACCCGAACCCCACCGCGAGCAACAAUCGAUAGCUAUGAGAUAUCCGUCCCGUUCCCAGGACGCAUCUCCUUCCCGUGCAGCAUUGCCGUACGAGAUGAAGGCCAGUAUUAGUGGUAUUGUAAAGGACGCCCUCAAGCCUCAUUGGAACUCGGGACAUAUCACAGCGGAUCAGUAUGCGUCUAUCAAUCGCGAUCUGAGCCACAUGCUAUAUAAGGAGGUCUCGGAGGAUUCUCUUAAUGAUGACGCUCGACGGCGCUUCGAAAAAAUUGCAAGCCAAGAGGUGACCAAGGCAGUCGCAGAUCUCGAGGCAUGAUGCCCUAUCGUUUUAGCCUUGUCGAUUCAUGAAAACAGCAACAAGAUAGACACGGAACCUGGGACAUUUGUGGCGUUUUACGGCUUACUGGGCAUAUCAUCGGACGUUGCGGAUAACCUACCUAUAGAGCCAUUGAUCUUAUCAAGAUACCCUCGUGUGGAUUCCUGAUUUUACUUCUGAUGCGGACAAUUCCUCACUGGCGCCUUCCCUUUUUCUUUCCUGCAUACGCGAUG